Molecule: messenger RNA, 3531 nt
Organism: Aedes aegypti (yellow fever mosquito)
Lineage: Eukaryota; Metazoa; Arthropoda; Insecta; Diptera; Culicidae
Gene: Syn2
Product: gamma-1-syntrophin
Exons: 10
Coding region: 1085-2617 (510 amino acids)
Cellular component (GO): dystrophin-associated glycoprotein complex; intracellular anatomical structure
Molecular function (GO): structural molecule activity; protein binding
Source: RefSeq, a predicted model, not a curated record
GAGGCGGUUCAUGGUGACUGCACAUUUCUCUCCCAGCUCAUUGAUUUUGCGUGCGUUUUGCUGAACGGUCGCUGGAACGUUUCGGGACAAUUUGCGGAACAAAAACCAUAGUGUUCUCUUCCAGUAGUGAAGUUGAUUGUUACGGUAGCUGUGUGUAAUACAGUUUUUUUUUUUGGUCGUAGGGAUAGGUCUUGGGGCUGGAUCUGCAACCCAGAACAUUUUUUUGCAUUUUCAUAUGUUAGUCGUUUUGAAGCAUAGAAGUGAUGUUUCUUCCAAUUAGAAUUCAGUAGCACAAAAGAAGACUUACAGGCGUAUCUCUCAUUCGGUGUUGGAUCUAACAUUAGUAGCAAGAGAGAAUCAUUGGUGAUAAGCAGGUCGCGGAUUGAGAAACAUCACAAAAGUGGUUUACUGGGAAAAAUCGAUUCCUGCUGUGGCGUAUUCAGAGGAUUUUCAACUGGUGAGUGUGUUGUGUUGUUUCUGGAGCAGAAGGAAGAUUGUAAAUUGGGAUACAUCCCUGUUUUGUUGUGAGCAGCAGUGCGUCACGCUGUUACUGCUGCAAUCGUGAAGAAGAGUGAUUAUUCUCUAGAAGAAGCGAAAAAAUCGUGAGCUCAUAAAAACGCCUCUUUGGGUGCGGUGCAAGUGUGAUCUCAGAAGUACGUAUAGAUGACGAGAAAUUGCGAUGAAACAAGUGUGAGCCUAGUAGUGAGAACCCAAUUCAAAGUUGGUGCUGUGCAAUUGAUCAAUUAGCAAUAAAUGGCUGCAGUUUUUUCGAGAGGCAAUCAAAGUGGUUCGCCUUGGAUGGUUCGGGUCUGAAGAAUACAGUGAAGGAGUAGUGAGGGAUGCUGUGAGUGUGCGAAUUGUUAAACCUACCAGUCAUUGCUGCCUCUCUGAUAGCUUGAAUGAGAUUGGCGAGCCAACACAACUUCGGUAGAAACAUCAGAUAAAAAACAAAAGUGAACUUAUAGAAAACGGAAGGCUGCAAUUUACUAGUCUGCUAGAACGAUACAACCAUCGCGAUAAGUACAGCUUUAACCUGGCGAAGACGGAAGGCAGAUUCUUAGCAGCUGUGCCCUUUCAAGGAAAUAUGAAGAUCAACGCAACCACCAAAAUGGCAACACCGAUUGAAGAGAAGUUCGAUCAAAAUUUAAAAACGCGCACAGGAAUGGUGAUGAUCAGCGAUGGAAAAAGCAAACCAGAGCUGGCGAGGCUACACCUUUCGAUGGAAAUGAUCACCAUUCAAAAACAGGACACAUCUACUACGGCUCCAACGCCAACUAGCACUAGUCAUCCACCAAUAGAGUCUAAAGAACGUAUGGUACAAAUCACACGACAGAAAGUCGGUGGCCUAGGAUUAAGCAUAAAGGGAGGAGCCGAACACAAGCUUCCAAUACUGAUAUCCCGAAUCUACAAAGAUCAGGCUGCUGAUGCAACGGGUCAGCUCUUCGUGGGUGACGCCAUCAUUAAGGUCAAUGGUGAAUAUAUUACAGCAUGUCCACACGAUGAUGCUGUGAACAUUCUCCGGAAUGCAGGUGAUAUUGUGGUACUUACAGUAAAGCAUUAUCGAGCAGCAACACCUUUCCUGCAGAAACAACUGAGUAGGGAAACUCCAGAAUCGGACAAUGAUGCAACCUGUGCCGAACUGAAAGCGGACGAGGUUUGGAAAUCGGCAAACAACAGCAGACCAGUGUCGAUCAGCUCGGAACCGGAAAAUCGAUGGAUUGAUUUAGUGUCGGUCCCCCUCAUGAUGGCCUACGUAACGCGAUACAUCUAUGGUACGGAUAAGCUACGACCAAAUGCAUUCGAAGUGCGGGGCCUCAAUGGUACCACAACCGGAAUAAUUCACUGUGACGACCUGGCCAUCCUUAGUCAGUGGCUGAAAUACAUCACCGAUAACAUUGUCGGACUGACCAAUCUGCAGAUGAAACUGUACAACCGCAACUUUCCCGUCGGCGAACGGAUUGAGUACAUGGGAUGGGUGAACGAAGGUGUCAUCAGCAAUCACAUCUCGUGGCAGAGCUACAAACCGCGCUUCCUGGUCCUGAAGGGCACCGAGGUGAUGCUUUUCGAUUCGCCUCCGCUGAAUGUGGCCGGUCUGCAGAAGGCAACCGUGGCGUACAAAGUGUACCAAACGAUGUUCCGGGUGGUGAAGGAGUCCGAGACGGUGGAUUCCAGACAGCAUUGUUUCCUGCUGCAGAGCUCAGGACACGAACCACGGUAUCUAAGUGUGGAAACGCGGCAAGAACUUCUACGAAUUGAAAACAGCUGGAAUGCUGCCAUCGUUACUAGUGUAAUUAAAUUAGGACGUAAAACAUUCGCAGUUUCUCACCACGGCAAGCCAGGUGGACUGACCUUGGACUGGCAAGCCGGAUUCUCACUAACCGAAGGCGCUGAUGCCAACGAAAUAUGGCAGUAUAAGUUCUCUCAACUGAGGGGAUCAAGCGACGAUGGCAAAUCCAAACUGAAACUACACUUCCAGGACCAUGAAACGCGUUCCAUCGAGACCAAGGAGCUCGAAUGUCAAGUUCUACAAAGUUUGCUAUUUUGUAUGCAUGCGUUUUUAACGGCUAAAGUUGCUUCGGUUGAUCCGGCCUUUUUGAGUUCGAUUCAGCAGGCUUGAAUUUGCGCUGAAGCUGCCGCAGAUCGAGGUGCCGAUGAGUGUGAUGACGAUGAUGACGCGGGCAGCGUGCUUCAGAUUACAAUUGUAGAAUUGUAAGCAAUUUAGUAGAUUUAAUGCAAUUACGGGGAGGGAGUCAUGGUCGGAGGAAAGGGUUAACCUGAACUAUACAGAAACAAACAAUCAAAAGCAUGAUGGCACAGUCCAGUUCAAUUAGGAUUCCAAAAUUAGCGAUAGGUUCAUUCGCAAAGGUUACCCAGUCACAAUGAGAGCGACGCAUAGGCGAUAUUGAGUCGCGUUUUCCAGAAUUGAUACAUAUUUAAGCGACUAGAACUAAAAUUGACUGAUUUUCACACAAGUAUUCGCUUUAGUUUCUAUGAAUGGAACGAAGUACUUCGUAAGUCUAGUUUUACUUAGUAUUUAGAUAAAAUCAAGGCAAAAAAGAUUAGUGAAUCGGGGCCAACUAAUGGCGACCUUAUAAUAUCUUAUGUUUUUCAGUUGAAUGGUGCUAACUAAGAAAAGCAAGCAAAAAAUCUCGUUAGGAAUUCAUGGAAAAUAAAAAAAUACCUUCAUGUUAUUUCUUCCACGGUUGAGUUUUACUUGGUGUAAAGCAAAGCAACAUCAACCGUACAGGCAUUCAGUGACGUUAAUAACGGGAGCAGUGUAAUUGAAAACCAAAUAAAUUUGAAUAUAAAUUACCGGUUCCCAAGACACGCAAGGCCCAAAUAAGAUUUAAACAGUACCGAAAUGCGUGUAGGAAUGGUGAAUACGUAAAUUUACACGCACCACAAGGUUGAUUGAUCAAAACAUUGUGCUAACCAAAGCAAUUAGAGCGAUAAGAGAAAAGUAGUUUGCGUAAGUUAGGAAUACCAAGCUUUUUUGGUAAUAAAGAAUGAGAAUAAAAAGUAAUGGAAAAA